Molecule: messenger RNA, 1629 nt
Organism: Aspergillus welwitschiae
Lineage: Eukaryota; Fungi; Ascomycota; Eurotiomycetes; Eurotiales; Aspergillaceae
Exons: 2
Coding region: 1-1629 (542 amino acids)
Molecular function (GO): protein binding
Source: RefSeq, a predicted model, not a curated record
AUGUCUAUCAUAAGCCUGCCCAUAGAGAUAUUGACUCGCAUUUGUGAGCAUCUAGAGCCUCAAGAGUGGGGUGCGCUCCGGAUUACAUGCCACCAAAUAUAUGGCAAUACACUGGAGGCCUAUGCGACGCGCUACUUCAAAAGUCUCUCACUUCUUCUUACUCGUGAUAGCCUUGGCCAUCUGGUGGAGGUUGCAGCAAGUGAAACUCUUCGGAAUUGGGUUCAAGAAAUUUGGAUCAUUCCUAAUUUAUUCAAAAGUUUGGGUUUGUCAAUAAGGAAACAGAGAAGAAUGUUAAGAAUGAUGCGCGGUGAAAAGGAGGAAUCAACAUCAACCAAUGCUGAGGCUGAGCUUGACGCUCUAUUUGCCGCUUACGAAGGUACAUUAGCAGAGCACCGUGCUAUCCUUGACUCAGAACUUCUUGGGGUCCUUGAAAAGUGCCUGCCGCGCCUCAAGAACGUCACCACGGUCGGAUUACGGUCUUACCCCCUUGAAUUCCUCCUCUCGAAAGCAAACUAUCGUUCAUUUCGCUGCCUUGGCUUACGGGAAUUGAAGAAGUUCAACACCGAUGAUGUACGUGGUCAUUUAACAUUCGCAAGUUUCCGCAAGGAUAUGUUGUCCACGCCUUUUGGUUUGGCAAUCUCACAGGUGCUUCAUGCCAUAAUCAAAUCCAAUCGGAAGGUCCGAUCGCUCCAUACGUGCGGCAAUUACGCUUGCGGGAUGAACUUGGGGUCCUUGAAAUUGCCAGAGUCAUGGUAUAGAUUACUGUUGCCACUCUUGAGCGAUCUGACGGCUCUUCAUAUGUGUAUCCGCAUUAAGGAUCACGAACAAGAUAAAUUUGAGGAAGAGACCUUCAAACGUCUUCUCAAUAUUCUGGUCACAGUUGCACCCAAAUUGAAGAUACUGACAUUUGCCCAAUGGAGUCCCUGGGAAGAAUUAACCCCCUUGUACUUUGAGGAACUCUCCGAGAAGAUCCGGUUUUCCCAGCUAGAGGAAAUUCAUCUCCACUCGAUUGAGGUGACAGUGGAUACGCUUAGACAAUUUCUUCAGACAGCAGCGCCAACCUUGAAACGGCUGAGUAUGAAUAUGGUCAGCUUGACGGAUGCGAUAAUUGCAGCGCGAGAUCCAGGGCCAAUCACUGAAGAGAGAAGUAGUUGGGGCUCUUCAUUGUCCACUGAAGUGAUAAACGAGAUAAAGAUGCUCUGGAUGCGGAGCUUUCAGUUUUUGGCAGAUAAUCUGGAGCUGCAAUUUGUCCAGUUGUCUAAACUUGGUUACCGUGGGAGAGAAAUAAAGUUGCAAGAUGACUUAUAUAUGGAACGUGGGCAGCCGGAUGCACAGCCGGAUUCAUGUGCACAGCCUUCUAUCGACCCGCACGAUUUCUAUUCUGAUCCAAAGGGUGGCCAUUUGCUAGAUUUCUAUUUUGAUGCUGAGAGAGCGAGUAUACCUCUCAAACGAUGGAUAAUGCAGCUUCAAAUGGAGAUGUGCAAUCCGUUGAGCCGUGCACCUUGCCGACUCCCAGGGACCAGCGGUAUGAGCUUCAACCGGGAAGGGAUGAGGUCCCUUAUUAUGUACCAACCGGGACAUGUGCCAGUGGAAGAUCCUGGAAGACGGUCGGCGAUUUCAGAGUUCUAA